Messenger RNA from Malurus melanocephalus (red-backed fairy wren), 2116 nucleotides. It is a transcript of the gene SAYSD1, whose product is annotated as SAYSVFN motif domain containing 1. Bases 13 to 426 code for a protein of 137 amino acids. The transcript has 2 exons. NCBI's taxonomy places the organism in Eukaryota, Metazoa, Chordata, Aves, Passeriformes, Maluridae. The record is from RefSeq and is a predicted model, not a curated record.
CGCGGCUCGGCCAUGGCGGCGGCCGUGGAGCAGCGCCUCGCCCAAUUCCGCGCCGCCCGUGGCAGCGCUGCCGCCGCUGCGCGCCCCGCCGAGGGACCGCGGGCAGCUGCGGUGGGCCCGGGCGGCGGCGCUCAGGUCCGCCCCGGCGCGGCGGCGGCUCCGGUGUGGGCGCGCCCGUUGCUGCUGAAGGUGCUGCUGUGGGCCGUGCUGCUGGCGCUGUUCGCGGAGCUGGAGCUCGGGCUGCCCUUCUUCGUUCUCUCCCUGCUCUACUGGAUGUAUGCCGGCACCCGCGGCCCCGCCGAGCGGCGGCCCGGCGAGCUCAGCGCCUACUCCGUCUUCAACCCCGGCUGUGCCGCCAUCGCCGGGACGCUGACGGCCGAGCAGCUGGAGCGGGAGCUGCACUACCGGCCCGCCGCGGGCAGGUAGCGCCGGCCCGSCGGGGACUGCGCUGUGCCAGGCCGGGACAGCCGCCGCUCCCCGAGGUUGUGGGGAGGAAACUGCGUUUGUUCCUAUACAAAACCGCUCGAGCCUUACUGCUGGCCCGUKUCCCUGGCGCCGGCCGGUCCCGAAUAAAGCCGUAGCAAAGCCUGCGCUCUGGUCUCGUUUCCUGGGGCCGGGCAGCUGUUUCGGCCGCUGUGGAGCGGCCCCGAGAGGCACGGCCUUGGCACGGCUGCAGCUGCCAGCUGGAGGGUUUCAGCUCCCGAAAGCUUUGCACAGGUGACAGAAACGCUGGUGUUUGAUGACACCUGCAGUAGAAAGGCCCACUGCUGCUCUUCCCUGCACCGGCUGGAACUUUCGUUCUGAAGAAAAGACGUGAAGCAAUAGCCUUAUACCUGAGAGGCUGCUGCUUUGGUUUGCAGUGGUGUCUUUMAUAUAACACUAACGGAUUGUAAUUCCCUGUUUGCUUCAUAUUACACUUUUCAUAAUUUGUAAGCCAAAAAGACUUAUUCCUGGCAGGUGGUUUUUGUGAUCCACUGCCGUUUUUAAUACAUAGAUCAUUGCAUUGAGCCAGACCUGCCCMGCAAAGUGGUAGUGACCGCUGCUCAGAGCAUGUAAAAAACACGUGGAUGUGGUACUUGAGAUCAUGUUUUAGCGUUGAACAGGGUGGUGAUGCUACAUUGACAGUUGAACUUAAUGAUCUUAAAAGUAUUGCCGAACCGUAACGAUUUUUUGAUUCUAUGAAAAUUUCAGUCAUGAUUUUGAGGAGCAGCUGCUGCUAGAACUUGUGUCUAAAAGUUUUAUCCACUUUGUGGAUAAAAGUUGAGAAGUCACAAAGUGGUCUUUCAAAUCCUCUGCCAUUCCAUGUCCUUUCUAAUUUAACAGUUAAACACAGUCUUAAGGCUUAACUCACCACAAGUUUCAUCAUUGUAGAAAUAAAAGAAAGGUGCUGUGAAUUUAAUUGAACUAGUAAGAGAAUAAUASAUUAAAGCACAUGUAAUAUAUUAACAGGGCUAAGCAUCUCUCAGUAGCUCUCCACAGCAUUCUCAUAGCAUCCCUCUGUGGGCUGUGGACAUAAKGUCAUAAAUACCAAAUGCUGCUAUUUAAAGGAAAACACAGAAUUUUAUCAUUUGUACAUAUUUCRGCAUCCUCCAGUGAAACUCCCUCAGAGUUUUCACUAUUCUUACUGAUUUCUUUUGCCUCUACAACAUGCUGCAUUUUGGAUUYGACUGUGAUGUUUCCCCACAAGGACCACAAACUCUGAAUCUUUCCAUCCUUGAAAAGUAUUCUAAUUACAGGAUAAGAAGUCAGAUGAUACCCAAAUCUGUAGGCAAUGAUAUUUUGUUGAGUUGAAACUUUAUUCACAAUGAUAAAAAUAAACAUCAGCACAGUAUUUAUGAGGAGUUGAUAAUCUGACAUCUUGUACAGUUCAGUGAGUAUUUUUUUAAAACAAGGAAAUACAUGCAAAUAAAUAUUAAAUACAAGGUAAGAUCCAUGAAAUUAUAAAAAUUCAUAGCAGCAAUGCUGAAAAUAAAGUUUUCACUUGCUAUAAACUAGUUGCAUUAUGUCCAGGUGGAUUCAUAGACUGUUGUAUUUAAUGCUUCAUGAAACAAGUUACCACAAUAAGUAAGCAUGAAGCCAAAAGGCACAAGAAAUAAAAACACAGUUCAUCUGUUCC